UGCAUUACCACGCAAGGCUUUCACACAAGCCCCCAAACUUCGACAUCAUGCCUGCCUCACAACUCAAGAGGCUGAAGGCCUCUCUACGAGACCAGGGAAUUAUUGGGCCUCAGCAAUCGAAGAAACAGAAAAAGGCGACCGCCAAAGAUGGACGAGCACGCAACGAGAAGCGCCUCCAGCGUGGCGCCGCCCUUGAGAACAUCCGCGAACAGUUCAAUCCGUUUCAGUUCAAGACAAACGCCCGAGGCCCGAAGUUCGCUGUGACUACCGAUAAGCCUGACUCGAAGAAAGGCAUACUGGGGCGUCCUGGGAUGGCAAAGGCGCUGGGCGAGCAAAGAUUGAAGGAGACGCUCCUGGUCGACAUGCAGAGGAAAAACCGAGUCGGCGGGAUCUUCGACAGACGGUUUGGUGAGGGCGACCCGACCCUAACGCCCGAGGCGGCAGCUGCACAGCGAUUCGCGUUGGAGAAGCAGAAAGCGCACAAAAAGACCUCAAUGUUCGACCUGGAAGAUGACGACGAGCCGGUUCUGACGCACGGAGGGAAGGCUUUCGAGUUCGACGAGGAGGGGGAACUCAAGGACGACUUCAAUGAAGAAUUCUCCGACGACGGCUCAGACAUGUCAGACCUGGAAGAGCACAACCGGAAGAGGCUGAAGCGGUUGCGAGAUCAAGUGGAAGCCAACGAAGAAGGUGACGAGAAGGAGCCGGAGAGGAAGAAGUCCAAGAAGGAGGUCAUGGAGGAAGUUAUCGCCAAGUCAAAAUUCCACAAGUACGAACGCCAAGCUGCGAAGGAGGAUGAUGAGGACCUCAGAAUGGAGCUGGACAAGGAGACAGCCGACAUUCGGUCACUCCUCAUGGGUCAACGUAUGAAGAAGAAUCCCGAGACGCCAUUGGACGGCACAAAGGACGACGUUAAGCCACCGGCUGUCGCGGGAUUGGACAGAGAGGCCUUUGAAAAGGACUACGAUCUCGCAGUGAGAAAAAUGACGCAGGAUAAGCGAGCAAAGCCAACGAUGAGGACGAAGACAGACGAAGAAAUCGCAGAGAAGGAGGCCGAGCGGCUACGCGAACUGGAAGAAAAGAGACUGAAGCGGAUGAGAGGUGAGGAAGUAAGCGACUCGGAAGAGGAAGAAGAAAGCGAGCCAGAGGCCGAGGCCAUCAACAGCGACAACAAGCCUGCAUUCGAAAUCAUCAGGACUGACGGCGAGGAUGUUGAUUUCGGUCUUGGCAAGGGCAUCAAAGCACGCCCGACUGCGACAGAACUCGGCUUCGACGAUGAAGACGACUUUGUGAUCGAAGACGACUUAGUGGCGAGUGGCUCGGACCUGGGUGAAAUUGACGACGCCGAUUUCACCUCGAGCGAAGACGAGGGUGCAGCAGCCGAAGACGAUGAGGAUGAUGAAUUCACGAGAGGGCUUCUUACGGAGAGCGAGGCGAAAGAUUCCAUCUUUAACAAGGAAACCAAAUUUGGCGACACGGACACAACCGACGGCUUACCGUACACUUUCCCAUGCCCGCAAAGCCAUUCCGAGUUCCUGGACGUCGUUCGGGAAAUCCCGUUGUCUAAACAACCAACUGUCAUUCAACGUAUCCGAGCACUGUAUCAUCCCAAGCUCCGGAGUGAGUAUAAGGAGAAAUUGGGCAAUUUCGCCAGGGCCCUGGUGCAGCACAUCGCGUACCUGGGCACAGCCUCUGACGACAGCCUAUACGCCACGCUAGAGAACGUGAUUCGGCAUGUCCAUUCUCUAGCCAAGAUGUUCCCGGUCGAGAUUGCACAAGAAUUCCGGUCGCAUCUUGAGGAUAUGGGAGAGCAACGACCCUUGGCACUUGAAGUCGGGGACUUGUAUGUCUUGACAGCCAUUGGUACUAUGUUCCCCACGUCGGAUCAUUUCCACCAAGUCGCCACGCCGGCAAUGCUGUCAAUGGCGCGAUUUCUGGGCCAGAAGGUCCCUAGCAGCCUGGCAGACUAUGCCACGGGGACUUACCUCUGCAUUCAGUCUUUACAGUAUCAGAAGCUUGCCAAGCGCUAUGUGCCAGAGGUCAUGAACUUUACACUGAACACCAUUUGUGCCCUGGCACCCGAAAAGCCCAGACGGAGGCUUGGCUUGUUUCCAGUACACGAACCACGUCCCGUGAUAAGAACUGGUGGCGCAAAGAAGACUGCAGUCCGCAAACUCAGCUGCGAUGACUGCCGGGCAUCCAAAGGCGAGCUUUCGGGCGAGAGGAAGGUCGCACUGCUGAGCACCAACAUAUCGGUGAUACUGGCGGCCUCUGAGACGUGGGCUGGGAAGCCCUCGUAUUUCGAAACCUUUGAGCCAGCACUCAGAACUUUGGAGCAUCUAACGUCCAAGCCCAAUCGACAGCAUCUUCCGGACGCGCUCCUACAGGAUGCGGAGAAGGCGAUUGCACACCUCUCCCGCGCCCUGAAGGUGGCGGCUCUGUCGCGGAGACCACUCGAGCUGCAUCACCACAAGCCGCUCGCCAUCAAGACGUUUGUCCCCAAGUUCGAGGACGGCUUCGACCCCGAGAAGCACUACGACCCGGACCGAGAGCGGGCGGAGAGUGCCAAGUUGCGGGCGGAGUACAAGAAGGAGAAGAAGGGCGAGAUGCGGGCGAUUCGCAAGGAGGCCAACUUCCUAGCACGCGAGAAGCUCAGGGCAAAGAAGGAGAGAGACGAGGCGUACGAGAAAAAGUACAAGAGGAUCGUGGCGGAAAUCCAGGGCGAGGAAGGUCAUGCGGCAAACGAGUACGAGAGGGAGAAGCAGAAACGGAAGCAGUCAAAAAACAGGUAGUAUCCUACCAGGGCGGGCCGGCAGACUUGAGUUUGCUGGGUUUGUGCUCCAUGGUGUGCAACAUAGCACAGAUUGUACAUUCUAUCCACACAUCUUACACUCCAGCUUCACAGGUCAUUGAUGUGCCUUCGGAGGAACUACUCUCCACACUGUCCACAUUCUCGCCUCUGCACAACAUUGGGAAUAUCAAGUGAUGCGCCCCAAAUGGGGGUCCGAUGAAGGAAGACCUGGUUACUCUGCAGGGCAUCCUGCUGCAGACAUCUCAUCUUAUAACAGCAUGACCUUGGGAUCUUGGCCGUGUAGAGACAGAUCAGACCACCCAAACGGCAUGGGCCCUCAUAUGACAUCUCAGCCGCCACUGCCAAUGCUGUAUGUGUAACAUUCUGCCUGGUUCUAUCUACAAUCCGGGCAAGACAGCCUGCAGGCUUAAAUGGUC
Molecule: messenger RNA, 3228 nt
Organism: Diaporthe batatas
Lineage: Eukaryota; Fungi; Ascomycota; Sordariomycetes; Diaporthales; Diaporthaceae
Product: snoRNA-binding rRNA-processing protein NOP14
Exons: 2
Coding region: 48-2792 (914 amino acids)
Biological process (GO): maturation of SSU-rRNA
Cellular component (GO): small-subunit processome; nucleolus; Noc4p-Nop14p complex
Source: RefSeq, a predicted model, not a curated record